Sclerotinia sclerotiorum 1980 UF-70 is the source of this 159-nucleotide messenger RNA. RefSeq lists its product with no specific name. The record is from RefSeq and is a predicted model, not a curated record. The transcript has 4 exons. Lineage: Eukaryota; Fungi; Ascomycota; Leotiomycetes; Helotiales; Sclerotiniaceae. Bases 1 to 159 code for a protein of 52 amino acids.
AUGAAUAUGGCUAACAUUGCAAUUGGGAUUACGGAGGCUCCGGUAAAUGCUUCCUUACUCGAUAGUGCAUAUACGUCUGACUUUAUAUGUGAGAUUUUAUUAUGGAGAUGGGUUAGAAUGGGAUUGGCUUUUGGGAGGGCAAGAACUGAGCAAAUCUAA